AUGUCAGAAUGUGACUCUCUUGAAAGUAACCUCAAGAAGGCUCGCGUGCUUGGGGCUUACGAGAGUCAUCACGUGUCUUCCACACGUGUGGCAUCCCGAGGGCUUGGAAGCGCAGUUAAGAUGCCGUGGGAAGUAGCGUCUGCAUUUCUUGACAUGCCUGCCUUGCCCUCACCUUUCGCCAAAGGGGGAUGCAUCGUGACAAUGCCCGUAGGGCCGGCCGGUCCUGCAGGGCCGGUGAAGUCGUCUUCAGGAAAGCUUGAGUCACUCAGGCUUGCAGGAGUGAGGGUCCCGAGUGUGCCGGGUCAAAGCCGGGAUCAGAAACUCUCCGAAGCGAGGGAGGCGGCUUUGGCAAAGUGGCUUGGGAUUCUUGAAAGGUUCCCUGAGGAUUUUGGUCUGACUUUGUCAAUUCAGUUAGACAAGGAAAACGGGCGAAAUGCUGACUUGAAGUCUUCCUUGCAAGAUGUGUUUUCUCAGAAGGCGAGCGUCACGAUCUCUGGUCGUGCUGGGCCUCUUGCCAGGUACGUCAAGCAUUGCCGAGGUCGCCAGGUCAAGCCUUUCCCUGUCACUGAAGCAGGGGUCUAUGCUUUCCUUCAAGACUAUGCAUCGCACGAGGCGCCCACGUUCGCAAGGAGUUUCUUGAGCAGCCUCGCUUUUGCAAAGUUCACUGUGAGCUUGAAGGUGAGUGAUGAAAUCUUCAUCCCUAGGGUCCGUGGACUGUCGUCGAAACUGUAUCUUGAAAAGAGGAAGACUCGACAGAAGCCAGCUCUCAAGGUUGAUCAUGUGCGCAAGUUGGAGGCCAUCGCCUCCGGUUCAAUCGCGCUCGAACCUCCCGACCGGGUCGCUUCUGGCUUCUUCGUUUGGACCUUGUAUGCACGAGCAAGGUAUUCGGAUGCCCAGGCUGCGGGUGCAAUGACUUGCGACUUGAGCGAUACCCCAGACGGCACGGUGGGAUACUUGGAGGCUGCUGUUGAGCGAAGCAAGACUUCGUUUUCACUGGAGAGCGCACAUGUUCGCUCCCAUCAAAGGAAUAGGCGAGGUGCCCUGGGGUGUCAAUCCGCUUUCUGGAGGAGGGUGGCAAACGUCGCCGUUGGCGGUGGCGAGUGCCACGAAAUGGAUGAAGGCACUUUUGAUCCGUGCAGGUUGCGACAGGUGAGAGCGGCCCUUGGCUAUCAUGCCAGGGGCCGUGAUGGAACCGAACUCAUAUAUGGGAGAGACAACAUGUCUGCUCCUGUGCGGCAGCCGCAAGGGGUUUUGCUCGAAGUGUCAAGCGAAAGGUUCAGGCCGGAUGCCACCAGGUCCGGUUACUUCGUGAAGCGCUUUGAAGAUCCCGAAGGGGUGCCCAUUCCUCCUGACGAGGUUCUGUCGGAUUCUUCUUCCGAGGCCAGCGAGGAUGCCGAGGAUGUAGAUCAUGAAGCUGCGGAGGCGGCCACCGACGUGUUGGGAAGGCAAUGGGAGCCCGAUGCAGGCUUGCGUGCCGAGCUCGAAGCAGCGACAAGUUCAGAUGUGGCAGGAACAUCUCGACCAGGAUUGCUAGCCCGGUUCCUGCUCCUGAAGAUGGCGAACUACUCUGAGAGUCAAUCGGUUCUGCAGUCACGAUUGAGCAUCGUGGGUUUCGCGGAAGGUGACGUUCAGAAAAUUCUGCCAGAGGUGGGAAACUUGAGGAGGCUGGCUUUCAUUUCUUCUUUCACCCCCGGUCAGACUGACGAGGAGCCGUUGGUGCAUGUGUUGAAGGAUAUCUUGAAGCGAGAACUGACAAUUGCAGACAUGGCGAAUUGGCGUGCGGUGUACAAUGAGGCUUAUGCCGUUGUGACCGCGGAAAUGAAGCAGAGGAUUGAGAAGGCCGAUCCCGAGUCGACUGUCAGGCCUUUGUCCCGGCCUGAGAGGUCGGAGCAGUACGAGCGGCAGGCAAAGAAGCUUGUCGGGAUAUCGCUUAAAGGGCCUUUGGAGCCUGCCGAUGCACUUGUCGACCUUGCUGUGGCUUCCUACGAGGCGAAUGAGCUGAGGUACAUUCCGUGGGACCGGUGUGUGUCUAAGGAAGCUGAACUGGCUGGCGAGAAGAAACGUGAUGUCAGGUUCACUGUUGAGGCGAACUUGAUCGAUUUCAGUGUCGCUGAUCAAUGGACUCAGCGCUUGAUGAAGGCUCGCAUGCAAUCGCCUGCGGAGCAUUUUGCCAGGCCCACUUGGAAGCAGCUUGAGUCGGCGGAUCGGCAGCUGUUUGCUGAGCUUCGUGACAAGACCAGGGCGGGUGUGCAGACCGUCGCAUCGGGUCGCCCGUUGGACUCGCUCCUGCCGGAUACGAUGUACAUGAACGAGGUGGCGUGCCUGCUGCAACCUUUUCCGGUCCCUUCCUUGAAGGACACUCCCCAGAAGCCGGGUGCUCCCAAGUGGGAGAGGCCUUCUCCUUCUAGCAAAGGUGGGGGCAAAGGAAAGAAAGGUAAGCAGAGGUUCGCGACUAAGUUGCCCGCCGGUUUGGAAGGCUGCAGGUCUCACACUAAUCGCGGCGACCCAAUCUGCUUUGCCUUCAAUCUGGGUGGCUGCUCGACAAAGGGGCAAAAGUGCGAGAAAGGCCUGCACAUUUGUGCAGUGCCUAAGUGCGGUGCUCAUAACCAUGGUGCAGCGCAGUGCCUCCGAGAAGGAGUUCAUCGGCCGAACAGUGCAUGCACGGGCGGCUCUCCUCCGAGUGGUGUGGACUGUCGCCCGAACCCGGGUGUUGAUCGAGAGGAUCAUCACGAGCACAACGUUGGCUCAUACAGUGCCAUCGCUAGGCCCCCGCCGAGUCUGGUGGAGGCCGCACGCAGCAGGUCCCCGAGGCACCGUGAUGGUGCGGGGCCACAGAGCGGCAAAGCGAGUUCAUCACUUGACGAGGGUCAUGUGAGUGCCGCUGAUGUUCUUCGAGUUUUCGAUAGUCUUCCUUCGGAUGCCUUGAAGAGGGGUGCUAGUGCACCUCUCCCAGCUUCGAAGUCCUAUGCCACGGGUGACGGUGGCGCCAUCUUCGUAGAGCACGAAGACGGCGUUAUUGGCACUACACCGAGGAACAUCUUGAUUUCCUCCGGAAGUGCAAUGUUGAUGUUCCGGCAUGCGCGCCCGAAGGAACCUGUGAGCGACCCUGGUAGUCCUUUAAAGCCUGGUUCUGCUCUCUAUGUCGAAAUAAAGUGUGGUUCCGGCUUGCUAGCUGCUCGAGUGCGGCGGGACGGAUUCCAAGUCAUGGCGCUUGAACAUUCGCGCCCUGCUGAGCGGGUGCACACUCACCUUGUCCCGGUGGACAUCGAAACUGACUCGGGUUUCUCCUUUGCGCAGACUGUCAUUGGCCAAGACGCCCCUUUUCAUGUGCAUUUCUUCCCUGCGACUAAGGAUUGUUUUAAGGCUACUUUCGACGCCGUGCAAACCGUUCGCCUCGCCAAGCUCUUGCUCGCGUCUGACUCGCAUUGGAGUGUCUUGCAUCCCCUGGCGUCAGCCCUGUGGUGCCAGCUGGACUUGCCCGAUACGGCAUGCCCAUACCAGUGUGUCGCUGUCGCCACGGGAUCCAUGCUGCGGGCUCGCUUGCACCAGAUUCCUUGUACACAUCAAAAUUCUGUGAUGUAUUCGCUGGCCUCUUGCAGCUGGCGGUCGGCCAGGCUGGCCUCUUACUUGAACACGCUGUUCCGCUGCAAUGCUCGCGUCAUUCUGCAGUCGCUGCCUCCUGGCUCCCGCCUUCUUCGCAUUUUGUGUGAUCGGGGGGUUGUCGGUGCGAAGCAGGUCGGAAGUCUGUCAGGUGUGCCUUCGUCCGUUACUUUUGGCAUUUACCGCACGGAACACGAGUUUGUGGCGCAGGCAUUGCAUAUCGAUCAUCCCUUCGACUUGUGCGUGGCAGUCCCAGACUUCACGUUGAGAGCGUUGGCUUUUACCUUGAAAGAGGGUCCGGUUGGUGUGAUGAAACACCGUCUGAAUCUGCCCCAGCAGUGGACUUCUUGGAAGCGCGAUUUGUCCAGUGCCGAAGCAGAGCUGCGUGCUGCUAUGGAUCCUGGUGUAGCCUCUGUGAUGAAAGGCAAGAAUAUUUUGCUUCUGGAAAAUAUCGCAUCAACUUUCGGUUGGCCUGACACUGAAAUUUUCGAACACCUCAAGCAUGGGUUUCCUUUGGUAGGGGAGUCGAGCCCUUCCGGCAUUUUCGAUGUAGACAGAAAGCCGGCUCUGAUGACACGUGCAGAGCUUGUGCAGCAUGCCAAGUUUCUUAGGCCGGCGCUGUGGGCGAAAGUGUCGAGCGCAGAGGUGGAUGACUUGGCCCGGGAAGUGUGGGAUUCCACACAUCAAGAGAUGCUAGUCAAGGAGUGGCUGACGGGACCUUACUCGUGGGACGAGCUGCAAGCCCGUCACCCGGAAGGCUGGCUUCCAGUGCGGAGGUUCGGCAUCGUGCAAAAGGCCAAGACGCGGUCGAUCGAUGAUUUGGCCGAGAACUUGGUAAACCAAGCUUCUCGGCCCGAGCUGUUUGCUGCGAGUCGGGGUGGGCGGCGCGCGUAG
Symbiodinium sp. CCMP2592 is the source of this 4494-nucleotide messenger RNA. Lineage: Eukaryota; Dinophyceae; Suessiales; Symbiodiniaceae. The record is from the annotation of a GenBank genome assembly.